GUCAUCUCCAAACAUGUCAAAGUUUUUGCAGUUCGAAUAAAGUGCUCAUUUUAGGGGCAAUGGUGUGAAAUCCUCCGUAUUUUAAUCAAAAUUCGCAAUGGAAAAUUUAUCAGACUUCGAUUUCUACUUGAAAUUUACUAAGCCUCUCAUUUUGAACUUGCCACAAAUCAAUGACAGGGUUUUGGCAGCGACAUGGGUGAGAAGGCUAGCAACAGAUUCCGCAGCCGACGAAAAGGUCAAACUAGACUAUUUAAAGCUGCUUUUGUUCGUUUUACAACGAAAAAGGCUGACUCACCCUUUUACGCAACAUCCGAGCUCUUUGGCAACUCUUGAAAAAUUCCCCGAAAAUCAAACACUGGUCGAUGUAGCUAAAACCAUCCUCGAAAAAGAACACCAAGACAGAGUGGAGAAGGCAGAGAAACGCCUGAGAGGAGACGUGGAAACUUUCCCCCCUUACAUUUCGGACUUUUCCGCCGACUUAUUGGAAUACGUCGCCGUCCAAAACAUCGAAGAUUUUGGGGUCCAUGCUUACUACGCCAUCUCCAAAGAGCCCCUCUCCUCUUGGUACAAAGUCGACAAACAACUACUCCCCAAAGCCGCCAAAAGCAUGCUGGAAGUAAGCCAGCCCCCACCAACCUUCACAGAACCAGCGUCAUCCCCAGAACUCGCAGAAAAACCGGCCGAAACUCCACCCGGACAACCCCCCGUGGAAGCGCCCCCAGCCGAAAAACCACCCUCACCGCCACCCGAGGAGCCGCCACCCUCCGAACCCUCAAAAGAAAAAACCCCUUCACCAAAAAAAAGCCCACGCAAGACUCCCCUGGGCUCCACGCCCCCAUCCCGUCCCAUCGGCAAAAUCAGCCCCCCACCCGAAGACCGCGAGCCGCCCACCUGGGGCUCCAACCUACUAGACCCCAAAUUCCUCGAAGAGGGAAUCGGCGACAGCGUUUCGUCCAUGGAGGGAUUCGCUCCUCCCGCCAGCUCCACCGUCGUCAUGCCCAUGGAAGUCCUGUGGGCGUCGCCUCCUACCGAAGGCGAGGAGUUCGACUUCUUCACCGACGAUGUAGAUUUGGACGAUGUAGAUUUGGACACUUCGAUGCCGGAAUUUCUCAUAAGCGAAUUGGCGGGAGAGGCGGGAAGUCCUCCGGCCAGCCCAAUGCACACGCCUCCAGCUAGCCCCGCCUUCAGUCUGCCGUACUUGACGCCUCGCAUCCCCGGCGUCACGCCCCCGCCGCCCGGGAAACCGACUCCGCCUCCGCUCACCAAGCGCGUGAAGAAGGCCCCGCCCAAGACGCGCCAGACGCGCGCUUCAAUGCUGCUGCUGCAGAAGAAGAAGGCGGAAUUGGCGCCGCCCCCUCCGCCCGCAGAGGACGACAAGAAAAAGAAAAAGAAACCGCGCGCGGUGGUGAAGAAACCGAAAGUGGUUGAGGCGCCUUCGGAGGAGGUGGUGGCGGAGCCGCCCGAAGACAAGAAGAAGAAAGCGCGCGCGGUGGUAAAGAAACCGAAGGUGGAGGAGGCGCCUUCGGAGGAGGAGGUGGAGGCGAAGCCGUCGAAGAAGAAACUGUUGAAGAAACCGAGCAAAGGAAAGGUGAAGAAGGGGGCGAAGGCGAAAACGCCAGCCAAGGCGGAGACGUCGGCGCUCCUCCAGUUCGGCAGCCCCGGCGAACCAGUUAAAGGCUUUGAAGCAGACGAUAUGGCCGGAUACGUGGAGGAAUACAACAAGUUCCUGGCGGAUAUGGAGGCUCAGUAUAGGUGCGACAUGGAGCGGUUUCAACGCAAACGUCUGGAAGAAGACCAAAGAGAAGAGGAAGGAGUGGUCGAAGAGGAAAGUCCAAAGCGGCAGCUGUCGCGGCUGGCAAAGAGGUCGCCGCAGUCGAUCCCCAAGGACCACGCCGCCGCCGUCGACCUCGACAAGUCCAUCCACGUGUCUCCGGAGGCUAGGGCGAUUUUCGAGGGGAUCAUCGAAGGCCCGUCCACUUCGACCGGGAUUACGCAUCCCUACCCGUCGGUAAUGAGGCAUCCGAUACCCAGGCUCGAGUACGACGACGACGAAGACGAAGACGAAGAUGAAGACACGGGCGAAACGGAAGCGGACGAAGAGGUGCCAGAAGUACCGUACGCGACGAUGGAAACUUGUCACGAUCAUGGCCACAAGGAUCCCCUCUUCGUGGAAAAGUACAACGAGAUGUUGGACACUUCGUUGAAGAUGGAGGCGGUCAAGCAGGACAGAGUCGCCGUGGAAGAUUUAGGGGAUGUCGAUGUUGCGAACAUCUCCGGCGAGGAUUUGGAUAUGUUGUUGGCGGGACUGCAGCAGGACGCACCCACCGAAACCGAAGAACCAACAGAAGAGGACGAAUUCGAGGCGAUGGAACAAAUGUACGAGGUGGAGCACCCCGCCGAAGUUAGAUCACCGGGUGCCAGGUCACCACGGUCUCCAAAGCACUUGGAGGAUCUGCAGAGGUACCAGGACGUCCAGGCGAGAGUCGCUGCACAAAUGCAGGCGCUCGAAGAGAAGUCGCCGAGUCCAAGACGGUCACCACGGGCGAGACAAUCUCCAAUAGUAGAAGAGGACGAUUUCGAAGAAAUGGAACGAGCGUUCGAGGAAGAGGAACGCGCCGCAGGCAGAUCACCGGGUGCCAGGGCACAACUGUCCCCAAGGGAGUUGCAGGCCAUGCAGGCGUCCCCGAAAGUGAGUCCGGGAAGACGGUCUCCACUAGAGCAGAUCUCCGAAGAAGACGAAUGGACAGAAGGCCUCGAAUACUUCAAGCAGGCCGAUAAAAGAGACGCCGAAGAAAUCGCCGAGGAGCUGCUGCCUGAAGGUUUCAUGGAGCAAGGACUGAGCCCGGAGAAAGAUACGACGAUAAAGGAUAUGGCGGUCAUAUACCGAGAUUACUUCGAAAGCGCGCCGGCCUUCAAAAACGUCCCCGUGACGUCGCCCAAGCCCAGCGUCCAGCCGAAGAGGCCCUCGAAAAAGAGAGGACCCAUCGAAGGCCUCAUCAACGUUCCAGAUUUGCCGUUCGCGAACAUUCAGCGGUUGAAGCAGGGGCUGCCGUCGAGGGUACAGGUGGAUCCGGAACGCUUGAAAGUCCAAUACCCGGAGUCCCCGCCGCACCUAGAGCACGAAAUACAAAUCCCCACUUCUCCGUCACAAGUCAUCGACAAGUUACCCCCGGAGGCGUUCAAACUGGACUACCAAUCCCCCCCGAUGGAAUUCCACCCUCUGAAGACACCCACGCAACUAGAGACCUCCUGGAUUUCCCCUCCUCGCUCGACGUGGUACUCCGACCUUGACGACCUCCACCGUAAGCUCCACGGCACGCCUCCGCGGACACCUACGAUUUUCGACCUUCCGGCCGACAAAAUGGAGUACGAGUCUCCCCCGAGGCAUCUCGAGCCUCCGGUGAGCCCGGAAUUGUCACCUCCCAUCGACCCCGUCGCGCUCCGGAAGAAGAUAAGAUACAACGCUCCGUUUCCUAGACCUCGGCGUCGCCGAGUGUACUCACACGGCAGUGCUCUGGCCCGUCGAGAACACAUCAUAGAACUGCCAGAGCCGCCGGCGCUCUCGAUCGAAGACCAGAUCAUGCAAGACGAACUCGCCCAGUUCGAGCGGAUCACGGAGAGGAGGCCGAUACAGGUGCCGUGGGGACGCAGGAAGAGAGUGCUGCCGAGAAAGUCGGCUCCGCCGGAUUUGGCAGCCAUCGAAGAACGGUACGAAUCGCCCAAGAAGGUCGUCCCCGACGUGUUCGAUCUCCCUCCUAUGGAAGAUGAGAUCUGGGGAGAGCCACUACCGGAGGACUUCGCACCAACCGUGAGCCCUCCACCUGCGAUAGACGUGGAAGAGCUGCGUCAGGAGAUGGCAGAGCGAGCAGUACUGCCGAGGCGCACAAUCCGAACCAGAGGAGAACCCCCGCGGUUGGGGCCCGUCUCCGAAAUACUGGAAGCGCUCGGCGAGGAAGAGCACGAGCAGAUCGGGAGAAUCAUGGGAGCGUCGAGGCAGUUACCGCCGAGAGAGAGGACCAGGAUCGCUCGGAGGCCCGGGUUACCGGUGAUCGGGUCGCCCGUCCAGUAUACGCCGUCGCCUACGGCGAGAUUUCCGGUGCCAGAAGUGACCCCAGGAGGCCGGAGAGGCCCUCUGAGGCGAGUCCUGCGCAAAAAUUUGAAAAAGAGAAAGCUAUUCUCACCCCCCGAAGAUGGUGCUCCGGAAACCGAGGUCGAAGUAACGGACGUCCAGGCGAGGGUGGUGGAAGACGACCCCAGACGCGACCUCAGCACUCCGGGAAAACCGCCGGUGGUUUAUAUCGAAGGGAUGUCGCCGGAGAUGCUCAAGAGGAUGAGAAAGGUAUUUGACCUGGAGGAAUCGCCGCCCAGAGGAGCGACGAAAACGCCCGAAAACCCCCCAAAAACCCUCGACGAGAUAAUGUUUCCGGAAGUCGAGGAUCUGGACGAUUUCGAACCAGUCUCGCCGAUGAGCGAGUGGGAAACGUUGCAGGACAUGAAGAGCGACGUCAGAAGCUACUGGCCCAUAGACUCACCGCCUCCUAAAGCUUGGGCCGUCAGGCCUAAACGCACCAAACGACACCCGUUGAAGCAGCUGGAAGGCGUCGCCAAGCCCACUAUUCGCUACAGCCACAAGGCGGCUCUGCAGAAGUAUCCCUGGAUGCAGAUGGAGCAGAUCCAAGAAGGACCCGAAGAGCGCGCCGCCGAGAUUCACGACAUCCUCGAAGCGGAAGUGGAAGCCCAAAUGGCCGCCGAGGCCGAAAGGGAGGCGGCGAUUCGAGGAACCCUGAUGGACCAGCCCGUCCCCGAGGGUCUCCCGUCUCCCGUUCGGCCGCAAUAUCAGGUGCCUUGGUACACCUCGCCUCCGGAGUUGAAGCUCCAACCCAUCACGCGCCGUCCCGACUACGAUCUGGCGCGGAGGACGUCGUUGAUGUACGGGCGGCCCCCGGCGUCGUCCGCCCCCGGCGAAAUGGCCGCAUUUCUGCGAAUGGGGCGGGAGGGCGGCAACCUCCUGGAAGCCGAGGCGGCGCCGUUGGACGAAUUUGCCGAACCCAACAUGACGGUGGUCCCGGCGAGCCCGCAAGCCGUCGCUGCGCUGCGGACGCCGCCUCGGAGGAGGACCGCGCCGAAGAUGCAGACCAUGGAAGAGUUGUACAAGCAGCUCCAGGCCAUGCCGCCGUCGCCGGAGAUGGUGAGGAUAAUGGAACAACAGCGGAUCGCCGACGAGGAGGCGGCCAAGGCGGCGGCGGCGGAAGCCAACAGGCGCGCCGCCCUCGAAUUUGAGUACAAGCAGAAGACGACAGGCCGGAAAGGCGCCAAGGUCGGGAAAGGGGUGCGAGGGAAAGCGGCGCCGCCCGCCAAAGGAAAGGCGCCGGCGAAGCCGCCGCCGAAAGGAAAGGGACCAGCGAAGGAGCCGCCGAAGCCGGCGGCCAAGAGGCCGUCGAAGACGAAGGUGCAAGGGAAGGCUCUGGCCAGGGCGGGCGUCAAGUCCGACAGGUCGAUACCGUCCUCGGAGAAGUCCGCCACAUCGGACAAGUCCUCGCGGUCCGCCAGAUCCGUGAAAUCGGACAAGUCUGACACGUCGGUCAAGUCCAAGGGCUCGGAAACAGAAGUAGCCAAACCGAAGAAGAAGAAAAAGAAGUACGAUGUGCCGUCGAAGCUCGACACGGGAUUGAGGAAACAAGAGGCGGCGCCGGCGGCGCCAGCGGACAAGUCCGUCAAGUCGGCAAGGCCGGCGUCCGCCAAAGUCGUGAAACCGGUGAGGUCGACCUCCGACAGAUCCGUGAGAUCGGCCAAGUCGGACACGUCGGUCAAGUCCAAGGGCUCAGAAACAGAAGUAGCCAAACCGAAGAAGAAAAAGAAAAAGUACGACGUGCCGUCGAAGCUCGACACGGGCCGGAAGAAGAAGGAACCGAAGAAAGAGAAAGUAGCGGAGAUCGAGUACGACCAGGCGGCUUUGCAGGACCUGGGGCUAACACCAGACGAUUUAGUGGAGAUGAACAUCUGCGACGAGCCUGGUCCACCAGAAGGUCGGGUACCCCAAUACUCGGAAGUCGAAGAGCAGAUGGAUGAGAGCGAAGAACCGAGCAUGUCAGAGCGCCAAUUCAUGGAUUACGGCAUGGAAGAAGCCCUACCGGAACUGCCAGACUUCUCGCAGCUGAAGACCGAACUGACGGCCCACAGAUGGUACGACCCGUUCAGCAGAAGAAAGAGGAAGACGGUUAAAGUAAAGGGGCGGAGAGUCCAGUUGCGGUCGCAACGGCCCCGGGUCGAAACCGUCAUAGAAGAACAGAUGAUUGACAAAGAGAACCAAAGGGCUCACGCGCACGCGGCGGCCGAAUUCCGCGCGAUCUACGGCCCAGAGUUCGAAGGGGCGGUGCCGUCGCCGCCGCCGAUAAGACGCCGGACGCCGUCGCCGCCGAGGGCUCCGUCGCCCCCCCCGAUGAGGACUCCGUCGCCCCCGAUGAGGACUCCGUCGCCUCCGAUGAGAGGUGCGUCGCCCCCGAUGUCGCCGCGCACUAUGACCGUGCAGGCGCAGGUCCACGAGGACGAGGGCGGGUUCCUGGAGGAAGAGGCGCCCCCGUGGGGGUCGCCUACUAUGAGCGUCUUCGAGGCGGUGAGUCUCGAUGGCGCUCUGAGCCCGGAGGAGCGGACGGCCAUUAUGGAGGCGGAAGAGGUGACGACUCCGCCGAGACGCAGUCCGGGGCCGUACGACUACUCUUGGGGCGGGCAGAGCCCGAUCCCUCCGCACGAAGCAGGGUUCAAGUGGUUGUCGUCGUCGAUAAGAGGGAGCAGGUUGCCUUGGGAAGAUUAGUGCAGAUCCACUAAUAAAAAAUGUAUUGUUGAGGGUGGAUAAUAAAAUGUUUUGGGGCGUGGA
Molecule: messenger RNA, 6874 nt
Organism: Zophobas morio
Lineage: Eukaryota; Metazoa; Arthropoda; Insecta; Coleoptera; Tenebrionidae
Product: titin-like
Exons: 14
Coding region: 98-6811 (2237 amino acids)
Source: RefSeq, a predicted model, not a curated record